Molecule: messenger RNA, 3031 nt
Organism: Onychostoma macrolepis
Lineage: Eukaryota; Metazoa; Chordata; Actinopteri; Cypriniformes; Cyprinidae
Gene: fgf9
Product: fibroblast growth factor 9
Exons: 4
Coding region: 1808-2554 (248 amino acids)
Biological process (GO): cell differentiation; positive regulation of gene expression; positive regulation of protein phosphorylation
Cellular component (GO): cytoplasm
Molecular function (GO): growth factor activity; fibroblast growth factor receptor binding
Source: RefSeq, a predicted model, not a curated record
UAACCACAUUGUUAAUGGACUAAAUAAACGUCAGAGUAUUUAUCUAUAAAUGAAAUAUAGCUGUUUGUAAUGUUUUUAAGGACAGUGUUAUUUGAGUCAUGGUUGCCCAGAAUUAUAAAUAUAUGAAUCAGCAUACUAUUUCUCAGGAUUGUGAAUUUGAAAUGAGUUUGUUACAUCCCACAGGAAGAGAAUUUACUGAAUUACGUAAGAUAAAUUCAAGACAAUCAUAUGUUUUGUUUUUUAGCAAAAACGUUUGUAGAUUUUUGUCUGUUGUAGAAUAAGCCACAUUUGCAAAUAACAAAAUGUAAUUCCUUAAGUUUCACUACAAGUUAAUAAUUUUUAUGAAACAAUUACAACAUAUAACUUAAAAGUCACAGAAUAGAGCUGCUCAGUCAUGAAUCAUGAUGUUCAUUUUUAAGACAGUCCUGUAUGUUUACUGUUCUUUCUGAAAUUUCCUGUGGAAUUAUAGAAUAACCGUUUUUGAAUUAUGGGCAGUUUAUAAACAUAUUUACAAUUUAGCAUGCAAUGAAAAUUUACCCCAUCUAUUUCAAAAUGCAUGUUAUAGAUCAGGGGUUCUCAACUCCAGUCCUCAAGGUCUUUCCUGCAGAGUUUAGCUUCAACCUCGAUCAAACUCAAAGGUCUUGAUUAGCCUGUUUAGAUUAGUUUGAUUAGGACUGGAAACUCUGCAAGAUAUAAAGUCAAGUCCCUGUCCUGCUUUAUUUCUUUUUCAACAAUCCGUCUCAUCCGUUUCAGAUGUCACAAUAUGGAAGAAAAGAUCUGUUGCUACAGCCGUUUCAACUCAACUGUAAAUACAACUCCAGCAAUGUUAACCAAGAACCACAGAACUUUUGUACCCAUAAAUCCACAUCUGCUUUUCUUAAAAUAAUAAUAAUAAUAAUAAUAAAUAAAUAACAGCAGGAAGAUAUGGUAAUGCUAAUUUGCUUCUAAGUUUUUAAAACUGAAAAAAAAAAAAAAAAAAAAGUUUUCCAUGAUGAAAGCAAAAUGUCAAUGCUAAUGUUGAGGGAACCUAAGAUAUGAGGCAUAUCUUUUUCUUUAUAAUGAUUUAGACAUUUUGUGCUUUUAGAGAACAAAGAGCACAUACGUCAGACCUCCUCCAGUUCAUAAACAAAGAAAUUGACCAACUUAUCACCAAAAGGUAUAAUAAAAAAUUAUGAUCAUUUUGACUUUCUGAUUUUUUUUUUUUUGAAUUGAGAAAUAUAAACUCUUCUGACUUAUUUCUCAAAAUUAUGAGAAAAAGUAAGAAUUCUGGAAAAAAAAAAAAAAAUUUAUUCUGUGGCAGAAACAAGCUUCCAAUUGUUCGCUUGAGAUAAAAUAAUUAUCUCCAUGUUAACCUUUGCUGAACAGUGAAAUGUAUACAAUAUAGCAGGCAACAACAGUAGGCAAGUUGUACUAUUAGUAGUAGCGCAUUAUUUGUUGUAAGUGAACAGAAACAGAGUUUCUCACUGCUUUGAGGUCAAAUUGAUAAAGGCAAACAAAUCAAUGACUUAAAUGGAAGCAAAUUAAGGCCUUUAAAUAAUUCAAACACUUCCUACACAUUCACUUGUGCCAUUACCUUUGAAUGUGCAUGAGCGAGGAGAUACUGUAUCACUUAAAUGAUAAGAUUUUAUUGUCGUCAUAUACACAAACGCAAAAGUGUAUCUGCGUGGGUUCUUUCCUCUGUGCAUCUGCUCUGAAUGUUCGUUUAGUAGAGGUAUCAGUGCAGAAGAUGUAUUUAUGAAGGAUGGAGAUAGGAUGAGUGGAGGCACACUGUCCCUGUGAAGUCUGUUUACACUGAGUGGAGGACAUUAUGUUCAUUUAUCUUCAAUAUAUCAGCAGUCAGUCAGUUGCAGCGCUGGUGGAAGAAAACUGUGGGCCUCAGAGAAGGAUUUACAGGUGUCAGUGCAGUCACAACCUGACAGCAUGUCAAAGUGCUUCACCUGGAGGCCAUAUUGGUUUUUGUGGACCUGAUGCCUCUGUCAUGGAUUUCCACUGGAUGCUUUUAUGCUUUAUAUCAGUUAUGUUGUCAUUUUGUGUAAGCUGUAACUGCACAGAUGAAGAAACCGAGUCCUCAGGAGACCAGGCCAGCCGCUUGAGACACAUGUGGCAGCUCUCAAUGAAGGAUGCAAAUAUAAGAGAGAAAGCCAUAGAGGAGUCUAAUCCAGCUCAACAUCAGCUCCUGUACUGUCGUGUUGGGAUCGGUUUCCACCUACAGAUUGUGAUGAAUGGCAGCGUGUGGGGCGUUCACGAGCCUUCUGAGUACAGCUUGCUGAGGGUGUUUGCUGUCAGGCCAGGCAUAGUGGGUAUCCGUGGUGUGAAGUGCGAACGAUAUUUGUGCAUGAAUCAGGAAGGAAUUGCACAAGGAAUGAAGUUGUUCUCAAAUGAAUGCCUGUUUAAAGAGCGCAUGGAGGAAAACCAUUACAACACAUACUCCUCCAUAAGCACUGGGUAUUUCCUGGCAUUGUCCCAAAAAGGGCAGCUGAGGAAAGGCAAGAGGGUGGGCCGUCAUCAGACAUGCACUCAUUUUCUUCCUCGCAAACCAGUAUCUCAUUCCUAACUUUCCAGUUACUACAUGCAGUAUCAGCAUUUAGACAUGAAAUAUUCAGUGGGUGCUGUAAGCUCAUGAAUGAGACAUGGAAAGAGAUGCAUAUAUUGUCUCUAUUUAUGAGAAAUCACCCCUUUGACAGUUCCUAUAACAGCAGUGUAUGUGGUUGACCAUUUCAAAAUGUCGCUUCAAGCUUGAAAUGUCACAGAACUCUGAUGAAGAGUGAAUGUAGUCUGUGAAUAAUGCACAGCUGUCAGUUAUUUUUGACAUAUAGGCCUACUGCACAUUUUGUGUCUCAGAUUAACCAGAGCUACUCACUGCAUUUUUAUUUAUUUUGAAUGUUUAAAUUGAUAAAUGACCUACAAAUGUUGCAUCUUUAUCUGUAUUUGAUAUUUUCAUAAUUUGUAUGUAUAAUGAAUGUGUAAAUAUUUAUUUAUUUGUCUCUAAUGUGUGUAUAAUUUAAUUGUAAAUGGGAUCUAAAUACAUAGC